This is a messenger RNA of Miscanthus lutarioriparius, 804 nucleotides long. The record is from the annotation of a GenBank genome assembly. NCBI's taxonomy places the organism in Eukaryota, Viridiplantae, Streptophyta, Magnoliopsida, Poales, Poaceae.
AUGGAGUUGAAGGAGGCUGCGAAGCCGAGGCUGCCGCCGGGGUUCAGGUUCCGGCCCACGGACGAGGAGCUGAUCGUUCACUACCUCCGGCGCCGCGCGUUGGCCUCCCCGCUGCCGCCCGCCGUCGACAUCCCGGACGUCCGCAUCCUGUCGCACGAUCCUUCCGACCUGCUGCCCCCAGGGUUCAGCGAGCAGGAGCGCUACUUCUUCACGUGCAAGGAGGCCAAGUACGUGAAGGGCCGGCGCGCGAACCGCGCCACGGGGGCCGGGUACUGGAAGGCCACGGGCAAGGAGAAGCCGGUGGCCGUGGCGAUCCCGGCGGCGGCUCGGGGCGGCCAGGGCCAGGGCCAGGCCGUGCUUGUGGGCAUGAAGCGGUCGCUGGUGUUCUACCGGGGCAAGCCCCCGACGGGGAGCAAGACGGAUUGGGUGAUGCACGAGUACCGGCUCGCGGGCGCCGGCCUCGCCCCGUGCCGCCGCGCGGCGGCGCAGGACGGCGACGCCGACGCGGCGGUGUCGCGGCCCGCCGAGGGCUGGGUGCUGUGCCGCGUGUUUCGGAAGAAGAAGGGCUCCGCCCCGUCCGCCGCCGCGAGUCCGGUCGAAGACCGGAGCGACGGCGAGGAGACCGGCGAGAGCGAGAGCGCGGGCGCUGGCGGGCCGGGGUUCAUCGACUUCUUCGCGCGCGCGGACGCGGCGGGGCGGCGGCGUCGCGCGGCGUCGCCCGUGGUGUCGAGCAGCUGCCUGACGGACGCGUCGCCCGAGCGCCAGCAGGGGCGGGAGCAGGAGACCACCAGCAGAGGCGCGUGA